UCUUCCGUCUGUCCGAGGGAAUUGCCCUCGAGAGCUGGCCAAUCUUUCCACCAAUAACCAAUAUCUUCAACUCGUCACUCUAAGUCCAACUGCAGUCCUUCCGUGGCAGCAAGGCCCAGCUUGUUGUAAAACCGGCAUUUGGUGGCAGCAGAUUAUCCGAGCUCUGCAUGAGUUCUCGGCAUGGUGGUUACCGGUGACAAAGUAUGGGAGUCAGCGGAAGGGUGUCCUUGCGGGCAUUCAAGCUCGCCCAUUCAAGCUAUUCUAUUGAACUGAAUCCGACAUCUCGGAACUUGAUGAGUUCUGUCCGCGUCUAUCGCGUAGUCCAUGUUGUCAAUUGGUGGGAAAUUAUCUAAUAUCGCGAUUGAGCUAGCUUAAUGAGUCAGCUACCCUGGUUCGUUAGAGUCCCCUGCAAAAUAACUUGCACAUCCCCGCAUCUCAUAUUUAACAGCAGUUCCUGGUUGCAGUCCUGUUCUAGUUGUUAUUUCGUUAAUGGACAGAAUGGUGCAAAUAGAACACCUCUCGUGGACCCGGGCUGUCAUCGCGAGCUUGUUGCUCGCUCCUCUUGCGGGUGCAUCCGCUACCCCACCUGUCCCCAGCAAUCACGCAUUGAACCAGCGGGGACUAUGGCCAGAUACUGCAGUAUUGGAUGGCUUUAGAUUGUUUGAAACCAAGCUUCUGCUUAAGCUUGGAUUGCCCAACCUAAAGACUGCGUUAAAUCAUUUAACUGCACAAGCGGAUGACUGGCUCACAAAAGGACCUUAUACUGUUACAAGUAAGACAAUUGUCCCCCCAGGUGGUGACAAGCAUGACUAUGCCAGUCAAGCACCAUACUGGUGGCCAAACCCUGAUACUGCGGACGGCUGUCCUUAUCUCCAACGCGACGGAAUUCGCAAUCCCGAAGUUGAUAACUACACGGAUCAUGGAGACCGAGGGGAUAUGUUCCAGUCUUCAUAUAUCCUUAGUCUCGCUUGGUACUACACUGGGAAGAAAGAAUAUGCAACGCAUGCUGCUGGUAUUCUUCGCACCUGGUUCUUGACCCCUGAGACACGCAUGAAUCCGAAUCUUAACCACGCACAAAUCAUUCCUUGUAAGAAUACUGGACGAGCUAUUGGAAUCAUCGAUUUCUCGCAACAAUAUACGGCCGUGUUAGAUGCUGCUGCCAUCCUAGCCUCUGGUGCACCUGGCUGGACUAAAACGGACCAGAGCAGCUUCCAGCAGUGGAACGUUGAGUUCCUAGAUUGGCUCGCGAACAGCCCAUUCGGCAUCGAGGAAAGUGCAGCCGCGAAUAACCACGGCACAUUUGCGUCUAUGCAGAAGGCAGGCAUUGCCGUUUUCGUUGGAAAUAAAACUGUCGCCAAGCAAGAAGCUGUCGGGAUGAAGGCUCGUAUCGAUGCCUAUAUCAGUCCCAACGGCUCGCAGCCUUUGGAACUCAUCCGAACUCGCAGCUGGCAUUACUCCACGUUCGAUCUCGUUGCAUAUACACGGAUAGCUGACAUUGGCAAGAAAGUCGGCGUCGAUCUGUGGAAGUACAAAGGACCCCAGGGUCAGAGCAUCCAGGGCGCUGUUGAUUUUAUCGUUGCGGGUGCUACUGGCGGAGCAGCCGCCUGGGUAUAUCCAGAGCUUGAGUUUUAUGGUUAUGCUGCGAGUGAUAUUGUGCAUGCCGCAGCUGACGCUGGGAACCUCAAAGCGUUAAAGGCGGUUAGUAAGUUGCAAACACCUCCUGGAGGAGACUUGUGGGCACUUCGCCCUGCAGUCGAGCAGCUCGAUGCUAUCUCGAAUUAGUCGUUGAGGAGAUCAGAUAAAGCAUCGAGGACAAGGGCAAUACGUCAAUUUAACAGCUAUUUGUGUCAAACCACCGUUGCAUCAACUAAACCCUCCCGUUGCUCAAAACCCUUUGCUACUCUAAUACAGCUGUUCAGUGAUUCCCACAGAUACUUGAGUAUCCGGGGUAUCUGGAUACUUUAUUCCGGAUACUUGCCAAGAAUAGCCAAGAGUAGCCAAGACUAUAAACUCCAACGUCACUACACCGCCGAUAGGAGGCUUUAAGAGUUGCUAUGCUGUGACUUUGCUAAUAUAAGCCAAGUUGUUGGACUUCGGGUGUGUUGAGUAGCGGAACAGCAUUGGACGAAGCAAAUCACAGGUGACGGGUACAGUGGUAUCAACAGCAUCAAUAAUAAUAUAUUAGAUAGAUAUCUAGAAUAGUAGGAUAGAUC
This is a messenger RNA of Pseudogymnoascus verrucosus, 2213 nucleotides long. RefSeq lists its product as uncharacterized. The coding region runs from base 490 to 1782 and encodes 430 amino acids. The transcript is spliced from 2 exons. Gene Ontology annotation, molecular function: lyase activity. Gene Ontology annotation, cellular component: periplasmic space. The record is from RefSeq and is a predicted model, not a curated record. NCBI's taxonomy places the organism in Eukaryota, Fungi, Ascomycota, Leotiomycetes, Thelebolales, Thelebolaceae.